UAGAGAAAAUUUUCUGGAAUCCUAUUGAUUUGGCACUGCUUUUGGAGUUUAUUUCUUUCACUCUUAGUAAAGAACUCCUACUGGUUUCAUACAGUUUUUUUCUGGGAUUUCUGGGCUUAAAUCUGAAGCUGUGUUGGAUUUCUUGUUUGGUUAUUGUUGUUGCUGUUUCUCACUCAACUUUUCAGAGAUCUAUUUUCUUUCUGUUGUUUUCUUGCCGCUGUCAAGGAUGAGCACUAUUGAAAAUGAACCCUUCACAAUCCUCGAGAAAUCCCGUUAGAACUCCAUAUGUGGUGGAAUGACUUAGGGAAAGUUAGCAGAGAUACUGUGAUAAAAGCUUUGGGCGGUCUCGUUGGUCUUUUGGCGCAUAAUGUGUUCCAUUUUUUUGAUUUUGAGCUAACCCCUACGCUUGAGGAAAUAGCGGGCUAUGUCGAUCUUAGUGGGAAUCUCAGAAGUCGGUACCCAGUGGCACCAAGAGCGGUGACUCCUCAUAAGUUUCUGGACCUUCUGAGUAUCAGUCGGGAAGUCAAAGAUGGAAAUUUGGCCGAGGGAUUUUGCACAUUCUACUUUUUGUACCGCCGUUAUGGGGAUCCCUAUGGUUUUGAGGCUCCGGAUACUGGUCUAACUCAUUCAGGGAACAAAGGUAAAUGUGAAGCACGUCGGGGACUGGCUUUUAUAGUGGCAUUCCUGGGCAUCUUAAUCUGCCCAAGAAAGGAUGGAAAUAUAAAGUUGGGGCUCGUGGGAAUGGCCAACUUCAUGACUAAAAAGGCUAAUGGCACCAUUAUACCAAUGAUCCUACUUAUCGAGCUCUCACUGUUUUGCCGAGAAGGGGGAAAUUUUUUUGAGGGUUGCAACAUGCUUUUACAACUUUGGAUGGAAGAACACCUUUGCCAUCGUCCGGGGUACAUGAACUAUGGUAUGAUCGAUCUUAACUGCAUUGAAGAACAUGAAAACCGGGUGGAGGGUCAUGAGUUUCCGGAAGGUACGGAGGCAUGGUUCGCACAUUUGAGUUCCUUGACUGCAAGCGAAAUUUAGUGGACAUUUGGUUGGCUCCUGGUCACUGAAGUCAUUUACAUGUCGGCUGAAGUGUGCUUUCUUCUAUUAAUGGGUCUCCGGAGCAUUCAGCCAUAUGCUCCAUACCGGGUUCUGCGCCAGCUAGGCAGGUACCAAACUAUCCCACAUGAUGAAUAUUUGAGUCGACAAGUCAUUGAACUAGGUCCAAAAGUUGUAUUCCCGGAAGAAAAGGUUCGCCAAAUUUGGCAUCAGUGUAGGUUCCUAGAGCCAAAGACUUGGGUACGAGGUUUGUCCAAAGGCGAGCUAGAGCCUAGUUACACGACUUGAUAUGGUAAAAGGUUUCAAGUCCAUCAAGAGCCCGAACGGCCUGCCAAAAGGCACCAUGUCCAACAAUUCACUGAUGGGGCACAUAAGCAAUGGGAUUGGUUGGCAAAAGAGACAAGCUACAGGGCCACGAUAAGCAAAUUGGUGGGGCAAAUCAGAGAUCUUAAAUUUGACAAUAGUGUACAGGCUGCUGCUGAUGAAGGGGACAAGAAGAAGUUGGCCCAAGAAAACAAAGCCCUUGGAGCCCAGAUCCAAAAAAUGAAGAUAGCUGCUGAGAAUCAGGAAAUGAGCCAAAUAGAUGAAAGACUCAUAAAUGGUCUUAGGAGGAAAAUAUCUAAGUACGAGGAUGAUUUGAAAAAAUCCGAGGGUAGUCUGGCAAGAGCCCGGGCACAUUUGGCAAAGAACGUAGAGGGACGGGCAGAGUUUGCCCGGCAAUUGAAAAGGAAAUAUGAUGGAGAAGUCGCAAACCUGAAGAAAAAUCUAACUACCCUCGAGAAUGAGAUGGCCAAACAAACAAAGAACUUUAAAACAGAAACGGAACAUUGUUAUGCACUAAUGUCUCAGCUAGAAGAAGAUAUGCAACAGUUGCAGGAUCAAAGCCAUCAUGACACCCAAGUGCUAGAAGCCAGGUCUCUACAAAUUGGACGUUUGCUCCAAGAGAAAGGCAUCAUUAGGGAAAGGGUUAGAGCAAUUGCCGACUACAUUGUCAGGAAAUGCCAUGAAUGUGAGGACAUGACUAGAACCACCUUCUUCGCCACAGUGAUGACCUUUGUUCGCCAAAUAAUGAAUGACCUAGAUCGUCUCCAAGGGGAUCUUGCACAUAGGCCCGUGGCGAGACCGGCUGAUGUCCCACGGGCCCCUGGAGUAGUUUUGGAAGCACUUUUGUACUCUUGAUUUUCGUUUUGAGUCUCUAUUUCAGUUUCCAGUUAUAGAGUCUGUUUCGAGUCUGUUUUAGUUUUUCAAUUCCUAG
Nicotiana attenuata is the source of this 2305-nucleotide messenger RNA. RefSeq lists its product as uncharacterized. The record is from RefSeq and is a predicted model, not a curated record. Bases 286 to 1032 code for a protein of 248 amino acids. Lineage: Eukaryota; Viridiplantae; Streptophyta; Magnoliopsida; Solanales; Solanaceae. The transcript has 2 exons.